GGUUCCAGGUGACCAGAGUACUUCUCACAGUGAUUACGUCCGUAAGUGGAGAAGUAGGAUGCAAGAGGCAUACAGACUGGCAUCAGAAACAGCCCAGAAAGAGAGGAACAGAGCGAAAAAGCAGUAUGAUCGGAAGGCUCAUGGAGUGGAACUGCAACCGGGAUGUCGGGUGCUAGUACGGAACUUCAGAGAUCGGGGUGGGCCCGGAAAGCUAAGGUCUUACUGGGAGGAACGAGUACAUGUCGUGUUAGAAAGAAAGCACAAAGAUAGCCCUGUCUAUGCCGUACAGCCAGAGAGAGGACCAGGGAAAGUGAGAGUUCUGCACAGGAACCUCCUACUGCCCUGUGACUUUCUCCCCGUCCAGGAGGAGAAGCUGGAGAAAAACAAGAAUGGGAAGGAGGAUGCCAAACAACAAAGAAAAGGAAAGACCCAAGAAAAGCAGCAGGAGAGUGACCACGACAGCGGUUCAGAGGAUGAGGGUGACUGGGGAAUUAUCACCACACAAGCUGCGGAAUCACCCACCCAGAUCAGGAGUCAGCUGAGGGCAGAGGCAGAGGAGUUCCAGCCAGAAGAAGCUAACGGAGAACUGUCAAGUGGUGGUGUCAGCAGCGAGUGCCUAGACGAGGGUGGAAAAGGUGGACUGGAGUCAAGUGCAGAGGAGGAAGAGGCAGGGCGAAGUGAGCUGUCUGGGGAGGAGAACAGAAGAAGUCAAGGACAGGUGUCGUCAUCUGAUGAAGAAGACGAGGGAGAGCCCAACUCACAGCCAGUUCCCACAAGAAAGUAUCCUUUCCGAUGCAGAAAUCCACCCAAGACAUUCACGUAUGACACCUUAGGUCAGCCAUCAGUCAUAAACAGACACAAGUGAUGUCCACAGCUAAGAGGAAAAAACUAAGUUCAUUGUCACAUGUUGAGUUUACUGUGGUGACAGUUUAAACAGAAAGGGAAGUGUUCACAGUAGCAAAUGUUAAAAAGAGCAAAUUUGACAGAGCAACAACUGCAUGUAUUUGUUUAAUAGUUCACAUGAGUUAAACAGGGAAUACCAGAACCAGACUAGCUACACAUAGAGAGAUACUGGCUUGUAUGUGAGAUAUACAGCAGUAAAUGUGUGUCUGUGUAAAAGGUUACAUGGUAGAGUGAUAGGUCUACACCUUCAGCCGGAUACAGAGCACGCCUGAGUGGCGGAGAGACUUUACAGACAUUGCCUGGCCAGUAGUGUCUGUUGCUGGUACAUGACAUGAAGGGGGAGAUGUAUGUCAUGCCAAAGACUGUUACCGGACAGAACGUAUCUUGAGAGGCUGACUCCCAGUGAAGCUACUGCUGUAACCUUCUGUUGAAGACAUGCAUUCUGGAAAAAAUCUCUAAUGUCAGGAUGACAUUCAUUUUUGGAGGGGAGAGUGUGGGACUCAUGUAAUGGGUGGGCACAGAUGGAAGUAUUGUAAUAGAUAUUGCCCCCCCUCCAUAAUCUCAUGCAUUCUUAUCAUUGUUAUGUUAUGCGUUCAGUUCUGUAUUACUAUUUCUGACACAUACUGUGAUAACUGGCAAUAUAGCUAGGAUACUCUGAUCAAUGAUGAUUCCCACGGGUGGUGCUCACGCAGGCACUGAAACGGGCAGCUUCGGGCUCACGCAGGCACUGAAUCGGGCAGCCUUGGGGUCCUGUGUGUUCUACUGCACAGAUAGCCUGCAGAGCGCAGCUACGCUGAACUGAAGUGCUUGUGUUUUGUAUUUGCAGUUGCAAAAGAGCAAGUAAAGAGAACGAUUCUG
Molecule: messenger RNA, 1761 nt
Organism: Maylandia zebra (zebra mbuna)
Lineage: Eukaryota; Metazoa; Chordata; Actinopteri; Cichliformes; Cichlidae
Source: RefSeq, a predicted model, not a curated record